AUGAGAUUGAUGGGUUCUCUUUUUGAAGAUUCCAUCUUGUUCUUUAAGGAUGCCAUGGCUGGUUUCAUGCAGGUCACGGCUGUAGGAACGGAGGCAUGUGUUGCUGAUAACUUUGUCAGACUGCUCUAUGCAGCGGAGGGUCAUUUAGAACCGAACAUGAACCAGGGCUUUCCCAGCGGCUAUCACCUCCGAUAUAUUCCAACUUUUUUGGUUCUUCGCAUCUUCUCCGCUCUAUUUCCCCCUCUUCUUCGAACACUGAGUCGCUUAAUCCAACAGAUUCGUGAUGCUGCUAAUAAUAGUUCUAUCCCUUCUACCACAAACUUUAGCCAAGGGGAAACAAUGGAUCCUGUUGGUCAACAGAAUUAUGACGCUCCCCGUUCAGUCUCUUCUACCUCAAAUUUUAGCCAAUGGGAUAUAUGGGAUCCCCCUAUUGGAGGUGGUGGAUUCGCAUUUGUUCAUGUUGCCUUUAACAGAGUAACCGGAGACUUUUGUGCUGUAAAGAAACUAAAAGACCCUGACAAUCUUGACAACAGAAGAUUUCUUAUUCAGGAAAUCGAAAUUCUCAGCCAACUGGAGCAUCCAAACAUUAUAAAGUAUCAUGGGAGUGAAAGAGUUGGAAACCAGAUAUGGCUAUUCACGGAAUAUGUUGAAACUGGGACACUCACAAAGUACAUAAGUGAACGAGACUCUUUCCAAGAACGUUUUGUUCGAGAUAUCACUCUACAAAUUCUCUCUGCAUUAGCUUACUUACACAGCAAAAGGAUAGUCCACAGGGAUAUCAAGCCCGAUAACGUACUCGUCGAUUCUUAUGGCUUUGUAAAGCUUAUUGACUUCGGUUUGGCUAAACAUGCAAGUACUUGA
Neltuma alba is the source of this 861-nucleotide messenger RNA. Its product is annotated as mitogen-activated protein kinase kinase kinase 5-like. The coding region runs from base 1 to 861 and encodes 286 amino acids. The record is from RefSeq and is a predicted model, not a curated record. The transcript has 6 exons. NCBI's taxonomy places the organism in Eukaryota, Viridiplantae, Streptophyta, Magnoliopsida, Fabales, Fabaceae. Gene Ontology annotation, molecular function: ATP binding; MAP kinase kinase kinase activity. Gene Ontology annotation, cellular component: cytoplasm. Gene Ontology annotation, biological process: protein phosphorylation; MAPK cascade.